GGUCCUCAAUCUGGGGCACUUUUGCGCCCCGGGGGAUAUUUUGCAAUGUCUGUGAUUGUCAAGGGGCAGUGCUACUGGCAUCUAGCGGGUUCAAGUCAGGGAUGCUGCUAAACAUCUUACAAUGCCACAAAGAAUUAUCUCACCAAAAAUGGCAGUAGUGCUGAGAUGGAGAAACUCCUAGAAAAAAGGAGAUCGAUCAACCAGGUUGCUUGGAUGUAGACAUGACAUUGCCCCGAUUGUGGUGGUAGAAAUAAGAGGAAGCUGCUGCUUCUGCGGACCUCAUGUCUGAGAUAGCUUAAAUACUCACGCUCCUCCCCCCAACCCCUAACCUUGUCUUUGCACUUGGAAGCUCCACGGCUGGCAGCCUGGAGUCUCUGUGACUCUAGGUUUCCUGCAGCCUAUCUCUUCACUUCAGAAGACUCCAGACCUCGAAUCACUCCAUGCAGCCGAGAAAGGUGUUUCUAAUGUGGACCUCGAAGAGACAAUUUCUCAUCCUUUUUAACAUGAUCCUAAUUUCCGAACUCCUUGGGGCUAGAUGGUUUCCUAAAACUCUGCCCUGUGAUGUCACUCUGGAUGCUCCAAACGCCCAUGUGAUCGUGGACUGCACAGACAAGCAUUUGACAGAAAUUCCUGGAGACAUUCCCACCAAUGCCACCAACCUCACCCUCACCAUUAACCAUAUAGCGGGUAUCUCUCCAGCGUCCUUCUACCGGCUGGACCACCUGGUAGAGAUCGAUUUCAGAUGCAACUGUGUACCUGUUCGACCGGGGCCAAAAGACAAUGUAUGCACCAGAAGGCUGCAGAUUGAACCCAGCAGCUUUAGUAAACUCACUUAUUUAAAAUCUCUUUACCUGGAUGGAAACCAGCUUCUAGAAAUACCUCAGGAUCUUCCUCCCAGCUUACAGCUGCUGAGCCUUGAGGCCAACAACAUCUUUUCGAUCAUGAAAGAGAACCUAACAGAACUGGCCAACCUCGAAAUACUCUACCUGGGCCAAAACUGUUACUAUCGCAAUCCUUGUAAUGUUUCGUUUUCCAUUGAAAAAGAUGCUUUUCUAAAUAUGACAAAUUUAAAAUUGCUCUCCCUAAAAGAUAACAAUAUCUCAGCUGUCCCCACUAUUUUGCCACCUACUUUAACUGAACUCUAUCUUUAUAACAACAUCAUUGCGAAGAUCCAAGAAGAUGAUUUUAAUAACCUCAAUCGACUGCAAGUUCUUGACCUAAGUGGAAAUUGCCCUCGUUGUUAUAAUGCUCCGUUUCCUUGUACACCCUGUGAAAAUAAUUCUCCCCUACAUAUCGACCUAAAUGCUUUUGAUGCAUUGACAGAAUUACAAAUUUUACGUCUACACAGUAACUCUCUUCAGCAUGUGCCCCAAAGAUGGUUUAAAAACGUUAACAAACUUAAAGAACUAGAUCUUUCCCAAAACUUCUUGGCCAAAGAAAUUGGGGAUGCCAAAUUUUUGCAUCUUCUCCACAACCUUGUCCAAUUGGAUCUGUCUUUCAAUUAUGAACUUCAGGUCUAUCGUGCAUUUAUGAAUCUGUCAGAUGCAUUUUCUUCACUGAAAAACUUGAAAGUUUUGCGGAUCAAAGGCUAUGUCUUUAAAGAGCUGAGAAGUUCAUACCUCUCCCCAUUACAUAAUCUUUCCAAUCUUGAAGUUCUUGAUCUUGGCACUAACUUUAUAAAAAUCGCUGACCUCAGCAUAUUUAACCAAUUUAAAACAUUGAAAUUCAUAGAUCUCUCAGUGAAUAAAAUAUCACCUUCAGGAGAUUCAAGUGAAGAUGGCUUCUGCUCUAACAUGAGAACUUCUGUAGAAGGUCAUGGGCCCCACGUCCUUGAAGCAUUACAUUAUUUCAGGUAUGAUGAAUUUGCAAGGAGUUGCAGGUCCAAAAGCAAAGAGCCUCCUUCUCUCUUGUCUCUUAAUGAAGAUUGUUACAAGUAUGGGCCGACCUUGGACCUAAGUGGAAAUAAUAUAUUUUUUAUCAAGUCUUCUGAGUUUCAGCAUCUUUCUUUCCUCAAAUGCCUAAACUUAUCGGGAAAUAGCAUUAGCCAGACGCUUAAUGGUAGUGAAUUUCAGCCUUUAGUGGAGUUGAAAUAUUUGGACUUCUCUAACAAUCGGCUUGAUUUACUCUACUCAACGGCAUUUGAGGAGCUACGCAACCUGGAAGUCCUAGAUAUAAGUAGUAACAGCCAUUAUUUUCAAUCAGAAGGAAUAACUCACAUGCUAAACUUCACCAAGAACCUAAAGGUUCUGAAGAAACUGAUGAUGAACAACAAUGACAUCGCUACCUCCACCAGCAGGACCAUGGAGAGCGAAUCUCUUAAAAUUCUGGAAUUCAGAGGCAAUCAUUUGGAUAUUUUAUGGAGAGAUGGUGAUAAUAGAUACUUAAAACUCUUUAAGAAUCUGCUGAGCUUAGAGGAAUUAGACAUCUCUGAAAAUUCCCUGCGUUUCUUACCUAGUGGAGUUUUUGAUGGUAUGCCUCCAAAUCUGAAGACUCUCUCCUUGGCCAAAAAUGGGCUCACGUCUUUCAACUGGGGAAGACUCCAGUACCUGAGCAAUCUAGAAACGUUGGACCUCAGCUACAACCAACUGAAGACUGUCCCUGAGAGAUUAUCCAACUGUUCCCACAGCCUCAAGAAACUCAUACUUAAGAACAAUCAAAUCAGGCACCUGACAAAGUAUUUUCUACAAGAUGCUUUCCAGUUACGGAAUCUGGACCUGAGCUCGAAUAAAAUCCAGGUUAUCCAAAAGACUAGUUUUCCAGAAAACGUCCUCAACAACCUGAACAUUCUGUUUUUGCAUCACAAUCGGUUUCUGUGCAACUGUGAUGCUGUGUGGUUUGUCUGGUGGGUUAACCAUACAGAGGUGACGAUUCCUUACUUGGCCACAGAUGUGACUUGUAUGGGACCAGGAGCACACAAGGGCCAGAGUGUAGUGUCUCUGGAUCUAUAUACCUGUGAGUUAGAUCUGACUAACUUCGUCCUGUUCUCACUUUCCAUAUCGGCAGCUCUCUUUCUGAUGAUGAUCACAACAGCAAACCAUCUCUAUUUCUGGGAUGUGUGGUAUAGUUACCAUUUCUGUAAGGCCAAAAUAAAGGGCUAUCGACGUCUGAUAUCACCAAAUUCUUGCUACGAUGCUUUUAUUGUGUAUGACACUAAAGACCCAGCAGUGACAGAGUGGGUUUUGGAUGAGCUGGUGGCCAAAUUGGAAGACCCAAGAGAGAAAUGUUUUAAUUUAUGUCUCGAGGAAAGGGACUGGUUACCAGGGCAGCCUGUUCUGGAAAAUCUUUACCAGAGCAUACAGCUUAGCAAAAAGACAGUGUUUGUCAUGACAGACAAGUAUGCAAAGACUGAGAAUUUUAAGAUAGCAUUUUACUUGUCCCAUCAGAGGCUCAUGGAUGAAAAAGUGGACGUAAUUAUCUUGAUAUUCCUUGAGAAGCCCCUUCAGAAGUCCAAGUUUCUCCAGCUCCGGAAGAGGCUCUGUGGGAGUUCUGUCCUUGAGUGGCCAACAAACCCACAGGCUCAUCCAUACUUCUGGCAGUGUCUGAAAAACGCCCUGGCCACAGACAAUCACGUGACCUACAGUCAGGUGUUCAAAGAGACAGCCUAGCCCUUCUUUGCAAAAUGUGACUGCCUAACUUACCAAGGAGAGGCUCGGCUGCCUAGAUUGGCUCAUCCGUGUCCCACCAAAAGAGUGUUUUAAACUUUUCCAAGCCCUGAGAUUGCCCAUAUUGGAGAGGAGUCACCGAUAGAUGACAGAGGAACUGGAAAAUUGGGAUUUAUAUAAGCGUCAAGUCAUCUUUCUUAGCUCUCUCUGUCUCCAUUUGCAGUUGAGUCUCUGCCUUCUGCUCCUGUAUAAAAUACUGUUGGGAGAAGGGUGGCAAGUAGAGGACAUGGCACUUUGAUUCUCCUGGAAUUGUGAUUAUUACGUAAACACACAGUCACUAAAUUGAGAAGAACUGCAUUUCUACCCUUAAGAAGUACUGGUAUGUGUGGAAAUAGGGUAAAAAAAAAAAUGCUCAGGGUCUACCUAUAUGACAUUAAAAUGCACCAGAGUUAAUUAGUGGGAAUAAACCAAAAACAAAAACAGUUAACUCCUCAACCAAUUGCUUGAGUGUAAUCUAGCACCCCCUUCUGUGCAGACUGAGUGUUGGCACCCAACAGGUGGUUGCUGCUCAAGUGCUCCUCGCUCGUUUCCCCUGGGCCUGUUAUUGGGUUCUAUGGGGAAAUAGAAACAUCUUUGCCAUUGAUGGACAUAGUCUCCUUACAAAUGGGAGAAAAAUAAAGUGCUCUGCCUUUAUGCAAAAUGAUGCUCUUCACCUUUGAUGAUAAUUUACCUGCUUAAAUAUUGCUGUGGACUAAAUGUUUGUGCCCACCCCCAAAUUCAUAUGUUGAAAUCCUAACCCCCAAUAUGAUGGUAUUAGGAGGCGGGGUUUUUGAGAGGUGAUUAGAUCACGAGAGUGGAGCCCUCAUGAUGGGAUUACUGCCUUAGAAGAAGCAGCCAGAGGACUGAGGAUACAAAGAGAAGUGGGCAGUCUGCAAGCCACAAGAGGACUCUCACCAGAACCAGAUCGUGUUGGCACUCUGAUCUCAGACUUCCGUCCUUCAGACCUGUGAGAAAUAAAUGUUUGUUCUUUAAGCCACCCAGUUUGUGAUGUUUUGUUAUAGCAACCAAGCUAAGACAAAUAUUUUCAUCUGCAUUGAAAAGUACUGUAUCCAAAGAAAAAUUGCCUCAUCCAAUGAUCUUUCAAACUGCUUUGUUAACUAAUACUGUAUAUUUAUAAUCAUCUGAAAACUUGAUCCAUCAACAUUAGACGAUUUUGGUGGUAAACUCUGAAGAAGGACCCCAAGAGCGUGUAUUUAUUUAGAAUUAUCAGGCAGGGAUGACAACUGCAUGGAUUCCUUUAAAUUUGGGGGUCGGGGGAGGAACAGAGGUUUUUCGACCUUAACACUGAGAAAGCCUCAGUCUUGAGCUUCGGCUUCACUACUCAGAAAAAGAACAGAAAGGACCAAGAUGUUCUGAAGACACACCUUCCAAGUGGGUAUAAAUCUGCAUGAGUUCAAAGUUUGAAACGUGACCAGUUUGCUUUUAUUUUGUGAAAGAAGUUAUCUACAGAGGUGUCUGUGCCCUUUGGAAGAUAGUGUGUAAGGGUUCACAUCUGAGAGUAUGAGCUGGGAGAUACUGUAUUUUCCUCGUAUGUGGAAAAGCCAAAGGUUUUACUUUAAGGAUGGCUAUCCAUACACAGUAUAUAAAUUAUUUCCAAAGGACACAUAAUCAAUUAAUAAGAGUCACAAAUUCCCAAAUUAAUCUCUGGAUUGAAUAGAGCCAAUGAUCUGACAACCUCUAUAAACUUGAUUGUACUUCAUAGAUGCCUUCUUCGGUGAAAACAAAGAUAGCAUCAUAAAAAUUGGCUUUGGCAUGAUAAACUUUCUUCUAUUAAAACACAUAAAUACAGGGACCUCCCUGGCGAUCCAGUGGUUAAGACUCUGUGCUUCCACUGCAGGGGGCACGGGUUCGAUCCCUGGUCGGGGAACUAAGAUCCCGCAUGCCACGAGGUGCAGCCAAAAAACACACACACACACAUAAGGUUUAAGCUAUUUUGGUGAUUCAUGAAGCACUUGAAGACAACUUAAAUAUCUGAAAUGGAUCAAGAGGAAGGGAAACUGAGAACAAUGCAACUCAGAAACCACAACGUAUUUCAACAUGAGAUUGUGUACAGUGGUUUGUUGUAAGAAAUGACCAAAAGCACUUCAACAGAUGGUUUUCAUUUUAAUUCCUUUGUAAUCUCGACAAGUCACUCUUUGAACCUCCUGACAGUCUUCUGUGGAGUCUUGUUCUAUUGGAGCCAUUCAUAGAUGGCACAGAUCAAAAGCCACCAACUCAGGCCACCAGGAGCGCAUGAUGGCUAGUUCUCCUGCCAAGCUCUGAGUGUCCUGCUCUCAGCUGACCCGCUUCUGGUUGGCGCUGCUCUAGAAGGGACUCCUGAUUCUCCAUAAAUCCCACUCUACCAUCAAGGGGUUCCCAACCUCUUUCAACCCUGAACCUGGCCAGGGUGUGUCCUUCCUCCUCGGAUAGAGGCUGUACCUCAGCAAGACUUGGGCAUCUGUUAGGAUCCAAGCCAAGGGAAGCAUUAGGCAGGUAAGUGUUAAGGCUGAGAAUAAGGCAAAGCAAGUGUUUGCAGCCCAUAGAACGGAGAGAAGAUGAGUCUAACCAUAGCCCCGCUGCUGACUCAGGGUCUCUUGGCCCCAUCCUCACAUCUACUUCCAGCUCUAUCUGUCUGAAUGGUCUUAGGUCCAGCUGGUCUCUUAAAUGUAGUCAGGGAAUACAGAGUAUAUGAGGGGGGCAGUGGUGACUUAACAACCUGGGCGUCUUGUUCCCCAGUCUCCAAGGAAACUGUAAUGGGGACAGCAAGGAUGCACACUCUUCUUUUUCAGGAACCUGUCCCCCUCCACCCCCAUAAAACAUGCUUUUUAUUUACUUCCUCCUUCUCAUCCUAACCAGAGAGAACCAGGUUGCAUCUCCUGUGAGGUAUUUAUGCCCCAGUUUUAAAACGGGGGUGGGGAUAAGGUUUGAUUUGUCCUGUACCUCUCCUGCACGCCCUCAAGUGGGCAGAGAACACUGGUUAUGGGACAGAUUUACUGGCCUGGUGUGGAAGCUCAUCCCUCCUUAGAGCCUUGGGAUACCAGGCCUCAGGAGCAGUUAGUAGUGGGACAUGCCACCAGUCACCUCUGCUGGAAGCUCGAGCCCUUGAGCCUAAGAAGCACUGGGAAUUCUUUGUAUCUUCUGAAGUACAAAUAUCAGUGUGGGAGGGAAAUGACCAAAGAACGUGAUUGAGGGCGACUCAAAAGAUGUUCUCUGGAGAACACGAGGACUGAAAGUGAAUCCCUGUCACUGAGUUAAUGUAAUGAAGGAGAACACGAGAGGCACCAACCAACCAACCAACCAACCAACCAACCUAGUGAAGGGGAAGGGUUACAAAGAGAGGAGAAAGUCCCAAACUUGUGAUGAGAUUGUGUGGAAGAAGGCCUGGUGACACGGGCCAUCCAUGCUGGUGACACUGAGAUGACAACAGGGCAGUGUCACACUGUUUGGGGUUUUAUAUGUUUUUCCAUCUCUCUUCUUUUGCCUUCCCCUCCCUCUCAGUUUCCUUUUCGGCUUUAGGCACCCACGGCAAGCCUCGUGUCCUACACAAGAAUGAACAGAAAGAGCUGUUGUUGCAGGUGGAUUCUUCUGUUCGGAAGCAGUGGUUUGGUGUGUACUUUUGGUUUAAAACUGGUCUCUUUCCCACACAUACAGAGUAAAUCCCCACCUGCUUCAGUGAGCACGAGCUUCUGUAAUUGGCAUGGUGAAACCUUCCCUGGGUGACACUGGCCGGACUCUCUGUCACAUUCAAACUCAUAUUCUUUCAGCUUAUCCCAACUUUCAAGCAUGUGGGUUAAGAAACUGAGUAAGAUCUGGUGCUCUGCCUCAAGAUGACCCUACUGCUGGGUUGUAAUUAAUUUCUAACGUGUUUGCCAUGACAUUUCAAUGAUUGUAUUUCUUCAUGUAUAUAUCUCUUCUCCCUCUUCGUCAUUUAUAUUAAUUGUUUUGGAAGAGCCCAGACAAACUGACUGAGGAGGUUUGAGUCCCAGUGUCUCACAACAAGCACCCUCCAGAGAGAGUCUGUUAGGUUCUGGAGGAUAACAGGAAGCCCCCGUGGCCUCGUGGCAGUUUUCACACAUCCCUAGAGCCCGCCAGUGGUCAGGGUGAGGCGGGCAGAUGCUUCCACACACAGAAAAUGGUUCUCAGCGUCCUUCUGGCUGGUGACACCCCUGAAGCAAAGGCCAGACAGAGACAGCCAACUAGGGCACCAUCUUUGUCUUGUAUGAUACACAUGACUACUUCACUUCUCACUGGCCAAGGAGAUGUAGCGGGUCAGAGAUUCCAGAGGCUUUCAGAAUAGUGAAUUUCCUGAGCUUACGUCUUGAGCCAUAGAAGUUUGUAGGAACAUCUCCAUGAACCCAUAUCUGAGGCCCAUUGUCCAGGGGGACCAAGCUGCUAAGAAGAGCAGGGGUCGGGGGGCUGUUUGGGCAGUUAGAACUAGCCUGUUGUCCUGCAGUCACCCUGGAACAGUGGGUAACACUCCUGCGCCAGGUCCAAGAGGAGGCCCGCCAAGCAGGACCUUGUAAGCAGGUGAUAUGCAUUAAAUAAAAUGGUUUACAGUGCCCAUCUCACUGCCCUAGGUCCUCAUUUCCCACCAUUUAGUUGCCUUUCGAAGGAAGCUGAAUCAGAAGAAUGAGUUUUAAAAUAAUCACCAAUUUGGCUCCUACUCUUGAGGACAGGCCCCCAAGGGGAUGACAGGGUGAGGAGAGAGCAAGGAGGAUCUUAGGAUGAAGGGCGGAGGGUGAAGUCACUGGUACCGGGACAGUGUUAUCGAGUGGGGGCUGCAGGAGGAAGAGGAGGGAAGGAAUCAUAUUUAUUAAAAUAGCAGCAAAGCCAAGUUCAAGGCUUCAUUUAUUCUGUUAAAUCUUCACCUCAGCUCUAUGAGGCUGGUAUUAAGAGCCCCGUGUCAAAGAGGAUGGGUUAACUCAGAGAUGAACGUGGGGUCAGACAUGUUAAGUCAACUGCCAAGGUCACAGGGGCAGUAGAUGGCCCUGCCCCGAACUGACCCAGCUCUGUCCAGCCAGGUCAGCUGUUUCUCCAAUUUUACAGGGAAUCAGAAUCACCAAAGGAGCUUGGAAACCAUGUGGUUGCAGGCCUCCACACCAGAGGUCCUGAUCUCUGGGACCCAGGACUCUGCAUUUCUGAAACUAGCCCAAGUGCUUCUGAAGCAGCUGCUCUGCAGAGCCCCGUUUGGGAAGGGCCACAUCUUCCUUUGGGAUACCAGGGACUGUUAACUCAGGGAUCACUUCAGCAAAGAAAGCCCGAACCCCCAGGUCUUGAGCCAUGUCCAGGGUUUCACGGUAUGUCCACACGCGGGAUUUCACUGCAGCCUUGAUGGGUUGAAGCCAUCUGCGGCCCUACGAGUACACUGGUGCUCAUUGACGCCAGAGGAAAGGGUCACAGCCAGCGCCUUGAGUGGCCCUCCCGGCCUACUGCGGGAAACAGCCUAGAGCUUCCUCUGCAGCCAUGUCUGACAAACCCGAUAUGGCUGAGAUUGAGAAAUUCGAUAAGUCGAAACUGAAGAAAACAGAAACGAAAGAGAAAAAUCCACUGCCUUCACAAGAAAAAAUUUGUCUGAUGAGGAGAGAUGUCUUUAAACGAAAGUACUGAAAUCCUAUGCUCGGCUAUACUGAAUUCGCAUCUCCAGCCCCCUCCAUCUUUUUUUUUUGUCUUUUUCUUUUCCGGUCGCAGCGAUUGAACAGGAGAAGCAAGCAGGCGAGUCGUAAUGAGGCGUG
Molecule: messenger RNA, 9373 nt
Organism: Orcinus orca (killer whale)
Lineage: Eukaryota; Metazoa; Chordata; Mammalia; Artiodactyla; Delphinidae
Gene: TLR7
Product: toll like receptor 7
Exons: 5
Coding region: 441-3605 (1054 amino acids)
Biological process (GO): toll-like receptor signaling pathway; defense response to virus; toll-like receptor 7 signaling pathway
Cellular component (GO): plasma membrane
Molecular function (GO): pattern recognition receptor activity; protein binding
Source: RefSeq, a predicted model, not a curated record